GGCGAGACUCUGUGCUGGCUGCCCCGCGCCGGUUGCUAGUUACUCUCGGAAGCCUCUCCAGGGACAGCUCACCAUGCCCUGCUCCGAAAAACGAGCCUCUACCGAGUCUCCCCGUACCGGAGCUGGAGACGACGAUGCAGAAGUACCUGGCCCAGGUCGAGGCCAUAAGUCCGGCUCAUCUGGAUCGUUGUCGGAGUUUGGUUAAGUCAUUCCUAGCCGGAGCCGGUCCGAAACUCCAGCAACAUCUCCUCGAACGCAGGCAGACAACUGUCAACUGGGCAACCGACUGGUGGCUCAACGACAUGUAUCUAACAGUACCAUUGGCACUUCCGAUAAACAGCAAUCCGGGCCUCGCAGCAAGACCGAGAAGACUCACAUGUCAACGAGACGCUGCGAUCUUUCUAGCGAGAUUUCUCACAGAAUUGCUCGACUAUCAAGAAACCUUGGACAGGUCCGAGCUGGAAGUCGAACUUGUCAAAUCGAAGGAUGGCAAAUCCAUGCAACCGUUGUGUAUGGCCCAACAUUAUCAAAUAUUUAGCAUUUACCGAAGACCCGGUGAAAGUGUCGACGAGCGUGUAGUCCUGGACAGAGCGACCUCCGGUGAUCAUAUCAUAGUCGCUCAUCAUAAUCAGUUCUACAGUGUACCGGUACGCGCAUCCGACAGAGGAAGAAUCACGGAGGGUGAAUUGAUGCAACAAAUUCUAAAGAUCAUCGAAACUCCGGCAGACCCAAGAACUCCACCUGUGGGAAUUCUCACAACAGCUCAGAGGCCGGUCUGGGCGAGGGCAAGACUGGAACUCAUGAAAAACGAACAAAAUCGCCACAACCUGGAACUGUUGGAACGUUGUCUAUGCGUCGUUUGCAUCGACGAGGACAUUCUGCCAUCGACGUUCAACGAGCCACUUAGAGCCGAGGAUCGAUGGAUCAACGAUCGCGACUACGCGAAUGUUCUCCAUCACGCCAUUCACGGCGGCGGUUCGAGGCAUCUCGGUGCAAAUCGUUGGUUCGACAAGACCUUCAAUGCGAUACUAGGCAAAGAUGGAAUGUGGGGCCUCACGUAUGAACAUUCGGGCGGUGAAGCCCCGGCGAUUUUUACCGCAUUCGAAGUUCUGACCGAGAGAGUUGACGCUCUACAAAGCUCUGAAGAAAAUUUCGUACCCUCUCAUUUGCCAGCGCCGGAAAAACUGGAAUGGUUCCUAAGCGAAAAAAGCCUCAACGACAUAAGAGAGGCGAUGACGAGUUUUGACACCAUGGUGGACGAUUUGGAUCUUUGCAUCCUGUGGUUCCAGGAAUACACGAAAGAAUUCGUUAAAACUUGUCGCAUCAGUCCCGAUGCCUACAUACAAUUGGCUCUGCAAUUGACCUACUUUAGACUACACGGCCGCCUGGUUGCGACGUACGAGAGUGCUGGCAUAAGACGUUUCGCACUGGGACGCGUUGACGUCAUCAGAGCAGCGAGUCCCGAAACUCUUGCCUGGGUAAAAGCGAUGUGCCAAGGUGAUCCGGAACUCCAAGCCGCAAAUCCACCUGGCAGCACCGACCUCCAGGAUGAAGGCAUCAAAAGAGAACAGAGGAUCCGGGAACUCUUUGAUCUCGCGGUUCAACGGCAGACCAAAGAGAUGUAUGACAACAACCAUGGGUACGGAAUCGACAACCAUCUUAUGGGACUCAAAUACGCUGCGAUGGAGACUGGUGAACCGGUACCUGAACUGUUCCUCGACGAGAGUUUCAAAAUAGUCAAUCAUUUCGCUCUCUCGACGUCGCAGAUAACAACGAGGAAUGACGUCAUCGCUGGGUACGGUCCAGUCGUCCCGGACGGUUACGGGUGUGCCUACAACGUUCGCAAGAACGGAUUCAUUUUCUCAGUUUCGGCGUUCCACAGCGAUGGAAGAACGAGCGCGACGCGUUUCGCUCAGACUCUGCAAAACAGCUUGCGACAAAUGGCAGCGAUGUUAAAAAGUACGACGCAGCGAUAAUGGACGUAAAGAAUAUGAAACUCCACCGUGCGAUGAGUCGGAAUGCCAAAAAAAUGAAAUUCCAAAUUUCCGCUCAGAGUCACACUCGUAAAAAAAGACAAAAGAAAUUGACGAGAAAACAGAAGAUAUUGGAAAGAACGGAAAGUUAAAAAAAAAAAGCGAAAUCAUGCAAAAUGCUGCACGACAUACUCGCGUCAAAACGUACACGAAACUCACGAAUCAGCGGCACGCGAUGACAAUUGUGCAUUACUCAAUGAUAAACGUUAGAUAAAUUAAUUAAAUAGAAGCAAUAUUUAUCAAGAUGGUAUAACUAGACAGUUGAGUAGCGAUCGAGUCGUAAAGCAUCCUAAAGUUUGACGAAUCAAUUUAUAAAACAUUCGAUGUGACCGUUCCGGUCGAAGUGAUUGUUAGUAUCGAUAAUACGUCGCAUCACCGAGCCAUGGUCAGUCGCACUGAAUAUCCUCGCUCGGUCGAUAAAGUAAAACAAACGCUUGUGUCCUCGCAAAUCUAGCAUAUAAGUGUCCUCUGCUUCUCGAUUAUCGAUUGUUCACAACGAACGAGUAGUGAAAAUCGAUACGAGAUUAAAGUUCUCUGCAUACUAGUCAAUAAUACACGGGUGAGAAGGCGAAAUUGAGACCACGUGAUCUUCGAUUUAAUUCAUCUGAACGAAUGUUACAAGAGGAAAUUGUUUAUUUGACCAUUCGAAUUUGUUGAAAAUAAUAUUUAGUUUUAUCAAACGUUACGUUCGAAUCGGUUACGAAUAGUUUUUCUCUAUCGUUAUCUGUAAAUCUAUAUGCUUAUAUAUAUACGAAUAUACUAUAUUUAAAAUUUUAAAAAAACGAAAGAGGGAGAGACAAUAUCUAUAGAUUUGCAUGCAAAAUUUGCAAAACCGUGGCAAUAUUAAUGCGAGUAGGAGAAAUAUACGAGAUGAAAAAAAUGGGAGCGAAAAAGAAAAAAAAUCGAUGGUGGUACUAAAAAAACAUGGAAAAAUAGAGGGAGGUAAAAAGGCAGAAGAAAAACUAGGAAAGAUGCAUAAUAAUCUCACAGAAUCUGUUCGCGCCUCACGACUCUCUGUCGCAACGGUAUUCUAAACGUAGCCAAUCUUCGAUAUUGGCGCCCGCACAGUAACUCUUGUCCAAUUCUUAGAUCGUAUAUUACCGCGCCACCGACUUGCGCGGUGAUCGAGCGAAAAUAUCGGCUUUUUCGUACAUAGAAACUGUCCAUCCGUCACCCCUAAUCUCCCUUUGUUAUAGCGAGCUUGUGUGUUGAUCACCAAUCCGCACGUGCGUGCACACAUUUGUAUUGCCAUUCGUGCUUCGUUUGUAAGUCUGACUCAAGGCACGCAGAGCUUUGCCAUCGUAUGACGUAUGAGGGAAAAACGGUCAGAGUUUUACUGCAGAAAUGGAAGAUUCGUCGUGCACACUCUACGUCAGUUCUAGAUCGGAGAAAUUUUGUAAUUUUUGAAAAAAAAAAGCGUCGACUCAUUAUCCCUACUGAAAUGGAUGUUCUUUUUUUUUGUCACGGUUCGAGAGACAAUAAUUUUCAAAUUCUAUCUUCAACUGUUCUUCCUAAAGCUUACCUGAUAAUUGCUCCUCUAUUAAUAAUCCACUGACAAACAAAACAAGAUACUUUGCCAACGAUCGUUUCCACAUUGUGUCCAUUUCUGCAAUACACUUGAAACGAAAUUUAAUCGGAAAUUAAAUGUGAUCUCGAUUUUGUGCGAAGGAUGCUCGUUAUUCCCAUAUUUCGUUCGUUAUGAAAAUUUGCAAUAUUUUUUUGUUACACAACGAAUUCGACGUUGACGUCGAAUAUUUAAUAUUUUAUGGAACGUUGAAAAAGAGCCUCGUCGCUCUUCGUAUAGAUGAUCAUAUAAAUACAAAUAUAUCUAUAUUCAUGAAACAAAUAAAUAUAUAUAUAUAUGGCAUCGAGUUAAAUCGUAAAAAAUCUAGUCAGCUUGAUAAAAUUGUGUAGCUUUAAAAUAAUGGACUGUUCCUUCGUUACUGUUGAAUUCUAUUAGAAUAUAUUUUAUGUGUAACUAUACGGUUAGUCGAACGUAUAUUGAGCAUCGUAAAUGAUAUAUUCUACAAUCGUAACGUGCGUGGCGUGUGUUGACACCACGAAUCUAAGGAGAAAUAAAUUAAGGUUAUGUUUGAGAUAGCAUAGAACAAAACGUAUCGGCCGGAGCAGCUUUUGCAAGUUUGUCUCUCAUGCUCCAGCCGAUCGAAAUUUCACAUAUCGAGCGAGAACAAACAAGUUGUGAUCUCGCAUUUUUGCGACCAGGAAUAUCACACACAUAUCAGGCUGCGAAGCCAAAAACGUAAAGUGAUAAUAAUGCGAAUGUCAGAUAAGAGCACGAAAAAACCAUGUGAUCGUUUUUUCCCCUGACGAUAAUUUCGAACUGUUUUCAACUAUCUGAAACGGUGUUAAUUUUAUUAUCAGAGAAAUUUCAAUCAAUCGCGACUGUAAACACUCUUUCGUUAAAUUUUCACGUACAUUAAAUAUCCAUGUCGUGCUCGAGUUUCGUGUGUAUUUCUAUAGAUGCUUUGAUGAUAUUUCGUUAAAUUUAACCAAUAAUAGGUGUUGGAAAACAGUAAAUGUGUCGUCAGUAAGGGAUCGAACGAGUGGUAUUAUUCGUUUUUAAUGAAUCGUUGUAAUAAAUCUUAUGAGUUUGAAUAAAAAAGGAAACAAAAUAUGUAAAAGUGACGGCUAAAUAUAGCGACGAAUAUAUCAUCACAAA
Venturia canescens is the source of this 4713-nucleotide messenger RNA. It is a transcript of the gene ChAT, whose product is annotated as Choline acetyltransferase. Bases 135 to 1976 code for a protein of 613 amino acids. Gene Ontology annotation, molecular function: choline O-acetyltransferase activity. The transcript has 11 exons. Gene Ontology annotation, cellular component: cytoplasm; neuron projection. Gene Ontology annotation, biological process: acetylcholine biosynthetic process; neuromuscular synaptic transmission. NCBI's taxonomy places the organism in Eukaryota, Metazoa, Arthropoda, Insecta, Hymenoptera, Ichneumonidae. The record is from RefSeq and is a predicted model, not a curated record.